Molecule: messenger RNA, 2721 nt
Organism: Hemibagrus wyckioides
Lineage: Eukaryota; Metazoa; Chordata; Actinopteri; Siluriformes; Bagridae
Gene: naprt
Product: nicotinate phosphoribosyltransferase
Exons: 13
Coding region: 89-1723 (544 amino acids)
Biological process (GO): NAD+ biosynthetic process
Molecular function (GO): nicotinate phosphoribosyltransferase activity
Source: RefSeq, a predicted model, not a curated record
GUUCUCGCGCUCGCCUGGAGUACGUUUCCGGCCGUAGGCGUGGAAUAAGUUUCUGCUCUGGAGUCAGUGAGGACUUCGUCAAGCGAACAUGGCGACAGUGGCCAGUGAUACAUGUGCCACCCCGCAGCCCUCUGUGUGCCACAGAGUGCCGCCACUGCUCACGGACUUGUACCAGUUCACUAUGGCAUAUGCCUACUGGCGAGCUGACAGGCACAAUGAACACGCCGUGUUCGAGCUCUUUUUCCGGGACAAUCCGUUCAGCGGCGGAUUCUCACUUUUUGCAGGACUGAGCGACUGUUUGCUAUUUCUGCGCGACUUCCGGUUCACAGAUGAAGAUGUGGAGUACUUGCGCACUGUCUUACCCUCAAACACACACCCUGAUUUCUUCACCUACCUGAAAGGGUUAGACUCCUCCGCCGUGUCCGUCAGUGCAGUAGCCGAGGGCGCUGUCGUUUUUGCCCGGGUUCCACUCUUGGAGGUGUCUGGCCCACUGGCUGUUGUUCAGCUGCUGGAAACCAGUCUUCUCUGUUUGGUCAACUAUGCCAGUCUGGUUUGCACAAAUGCUGCACGCUUUCGUCUAGCUGCAGGACCCAAGCUGCGACUUAUGGAGAUGGGUCUGAGGAGAGCUCAGGGUCCUGAUGGAGGCCUGACUGCUUCUCGCUACACAUAUAUUGGAGGUUUUGAUUUAACAAGUAAUGCUCUGGCUGGACGUCUCUUUGGAAUACCAGUGGCAGGCACCAUCGCACAUUCGUAUGUCACAUCAUUCUCCUCUCUUGAGGAGGUGUGUCCAAAGACACUGGUGCCUUUGAGAGGUGGUGAUCCUAUUGAGCUUGUCCCACUGGUAAAGGACUGGUUAGGACGUGUAUGUCAGUUACUGGGAGCUAAUCUACAGCAGGUGCGUGAGGGAGAGCUUGCUGCUUUCCUCUCCUAUGCCAUUGCUUAUCCUUGCAACUUCCUCCCUGUGAUAGACAGCUACAGUGUCAGAAGUAGCGGCUUGCCCUGUUUCUGCGCUGUUGCCCUGGCGCUCUGUGAGCUGCAGUAUCAGCCACUGGGUGUAAGACUGGAUAGUGGAGAUCUCUGUAGUCAAUCUCUGGAAGUGUGUAAUGUUUUCAGACAGUGCAGCAAGCACUUCUCAGUUCCAGCAUUUGAGUCGCUCAUCAUUGUUGGUACGAACAGUGUAUCUGAAAAAAGUCUCUCCGAGCUCAAGAAGAGAGAUAAUGAGAUUGAUGUAGUGGGAGUCGGAACUCACCUUGUUACGUGCACAAGUCAACCUUCACUGGGUUGUGUAUAUAAGCUGGUAGAGGUUGGAGGUCAGCCUAGGAUGAAGCUGAGUGAGGACCCGGAGAAAAGCACACUGCCAGGCAAAAAGGCUAUCUACAGACUUCUGGACGCUGAUGGUCAUCCUCAAAUGGAUCUCAUAUGCCUAUCAGAAGAGCCUGCCCCAAAGAUGGGACAGCCCUUGAAUUGUCACCCUUUAGGACUGGUUAAUGCUGUCCAGUCAAUCACACCUGCCCAUGUGACAAGCCUACGAUUAGAGGUCUUCUCCCAUGGAAAGAUCAUGUGUCCCCUGAGCAGUGCAUACGCGAGUCGAAUACAUGCACAGACCUCCAUUCAGGCCUUGUAUGCCCAUCACAAAAAACUGGAGGGACCAGAGUCUUACACAGUGGCUGUGUCAGAGAGAAUCCAUUCUCUUGUAUCUGACAUUAGAAGAGGAAACAGCUAAAGCAGUGAUUUCCUGUUAUCAACCUGAGCCACCAAGCAGAGACUGUUUUGUAUUACAUAUUUUACUCUACUAAGAGUCUGUGCAUAUGAAUGUUUUAUGAAUAUGGUGAAUGACCUUAUAUUCUACUAAGUAUAGUAUUAUGCUAGUAAGAAAAAAUCUGACCUCUGUUUUUGGCAUUUGACUAAAUUAGACUAGACUUUAGAACAGUAUUCUUUAAAAUGUUCUGGUGAAUAUUAUCACACAAGCAUUCUUACUGUUGAUGAUUUAUGAAAGUGUUGGUGUUAUCAUGUUUUAUGUUAGCCGUGGUGUGAUGGACACAGUGACUUAGUGGUUAGCCAGUUUACCUCACAUCUUAAGGUUUUGAGGGGUUUGAUUCCUGCCCUGCCUGUGUGGAGUUUGCAUGUUGUCCCUGUGUUUCCGGAGUUUCGGUACUGUGGUUUCCUCUGAUGAUAUGCAUUGCUGGCUGAUUGGAAUCUUUAAUAAUUCAUAGUGGACUGGCACCCUGUCCAGGAUGUCCCCUGGGAUAGGCUCAGAAAAUGGAUGGAUGUCUGGAAGUCUGUAUACAUUCAGUCUUUAGCAUAUAUGAUUAGAUUACAUUAAUCUGAAACAGUUUACAUAAUUGUUAUAAGCCAAAAAACAUUUUCUUUACACAGCCACCUAAGUUUUAGUAUCUGCACAUGUACAUUUUUGUGUACAAGUUCACAAAUAUCUGGCUGUGAACACAAUCAUCUAAAUGUGAAUUUACUUGAAUACUUGAAUCUUUACAGCCGUCCAGGCAUUACUGAACACACUACUGGCCUGCAGUCUGACUGAUCAAAAUUCCUUCCAGCUGCUUAGUUAAACUGAUAUUACCAACAGCGCCGCCUGCUGGUCUUGCUAGUAUACAAAAAUACUGCUAACCGUCGGUACAUUACUACAUUCCUACCCAGACUCUAACUAUUUCAUCUUUUUGAAUUAAAAGGUAUCAGUAUCUACAAGAGUUUCCUUUGUUUUUCUUA